UUUUUUUUAAAGUAGCAGCCUACAAAAGGGGUGUGACGGGAGUGACGUAUUUUUUUGAUUGAUCCACACAUUGAACGUCAGGUGUGUAGAGUCAAUCGAUUCGAGUAGAGAGCGGAAUGCGAACUGCACCACGGACUACGAUGUACUAUACCAAGACUUUCCAUAGAGCCAACAUCAAUCUGGAUUAAUUCUGUCAAAUAUGUCGUCUCUACGUGAAAGAUUCCCUAGUUGUCAGCCGUUUGCCUUGAAAAAUUGAUAUAUUUUAUUCUCUACGUUAAAGAAGGAGCAAUUAAAAGAGGUCAAGAUGUGGAUGAUAAUGCAAAAGCAGAGAGAACUGAAUGAGAAGAACAAGAGCGACGAGAGGCCAGAACCGGAAAUGGGAAGGAAAGUAGUCCAAAGAGAUCUAACAGACAAGAGAAGAAGAUCGGCAACGAGAGGUACCUUAGUGUGCAUCGUUAUGUGUGGAUCUCUUCUAUUGGCUCUAGGCGUGGCUCUACUCUGCACCGGCCUUCUAGAACCUAAAUUCAAGGAUAACCCCAUGCCAUGGUUGGUCACAGGACCCACUUGCAUCGUACUGGGUAUAUUGGUACUGUUAUUAUCUGUAGAAAUAAUCAUCAAGCUGCGUAAAAUCUCGAGCUCCGAUGUGGACGAAGAGGGCCUAAAAGACGGGGGUUGGAGCAAUUGCAACAUGGAUAAAUCCAUGCCACCCGUACAGAGCGUUGGAAAUCCUCCAGUUUCGGUAGUGGUUCAACCCCCCACUCCCAUGGUGUUAGAUCCCACUAAAUUAGACUCGUAAUGCCUCGUUUAUCUCGUGUUUUAAACAUUCCAUAAAAGUUCUUCGCGUUUUUAUCGACUCAAUCUUCCUGUGGUAAAGUCGGAUCCACGAAUAUUAACACAGUAUACAGUACAUAUAUAAACAUAGACCUAUAUCUAUGUAUAGAUAUAGAUUUGGGGGAGGUUUCGGAGGAAAAUCGAAGCAAUCGUGCCAACGUAACGAAGGAAGAUGAAUUUUAUCAUUUGAAACAAAUAUUUUUCGUUCUGAUUGCAGGUGAUGAAUAUAUUUUCAUACUAAAGUACGUCUCUGAUUAUUUUUUCCCUUCUCCUCCUCCUCUUCUUUUUCCCAUAAAAAAUUAUAUUUACUAAUACACAUAAUUGUAUUUUGUACGCUAUUAAUU
Centruroides sculpturatus (bark scorpion) is the source of this 1175-nucleotide messenger RNA. RefSeq lists its product as uncharacterized. The coding region runs from base 305 to 796 and encodes 163 amino acids. The transcript is spliced from 2 exons. The record is from RefSeq and is a predicted model, not a curated record. NCBI's taxonomy places the organism in Eukaryota, Metazoa, Arthropoda, Arachnida, Scorpiones, Buthidae.